GGGUUUAGUAUAUAAAAACCCUAAAUAAACAAUUCUUCAAUUCCAUCAUACUUUGAUUUACUUUUCUCGCCGAUCUACUUCUGCAUCGUCUUCUCCGUCAUUCAGAUCCAAACGAAGAGAUGGCUUUAGGAGCAGGUCCCCCGAGAGGAAGUGCAGCAGCAACUGCUAACCUGAGGAGGAGGAGGACUAGCAGUGCCGGAGCAAGUGGUGGUGCAGGGGGCACAAUGCUACAAUUCUACACAGAUGAUGCACCGGGAUUGAAGAUAUCUCCCAAUGUUGUUAUGACUAUGAGCAUUGGGUUUAUUGCUUUUGUGGCUGUGCUUCAUGUCAUGGGUAAGCUCUACUUUGCCCGCACAGAUGCCUAAGGAUGAAGAAGAUGUUACUUCUAAUAGACAAUAUAAUGUUUCAGUUGUUUAUUUAUUUCAGAGACUAAGGUAAAAAAGCUUUAUGAAUUAGAGACUAAGACAGCAUAACUUCAAGAUCAAUAAUAAUAUAAAUCAAAUUAGU
Molecule: messenger RNA, 507 nt
Organism: Impatiens glandulifera
Lineage: Eukaryota; Viridiplantae; Streptophyta; Magnoliopsida; Ericales; Balsaminaceae
Product: protein transport protein Sec61 subunit beta-like
Exons: 2
Coding region: 120-365 (81 amino acids)
Biological process (GO): intracellular protein transport
Cellular component (GO): endoplasmic reticulum membrane; Sec61 translocon complex
Source: RefSeq, a predicted model, not a curated record